GAAUGCAGAUAGGAGUCGCGGUGGUAUUAUGUUAAUGACGGGCGGGCCAUGUGAAAUGGCUAGGUGACGUCAAGUCUCAUUUCACGGAGAGUGAAACAAACAUGGCGACAGAAUGGAGUGGGCAGGCGUAUAUUCUCACUGUAAUCGUUUUUAUAUGGAGUGGAGUUGGUGAAUGUUCGGGGACAGCGGUCUCCGAGGUCAGUAACAGCCGAAUCUUUGGCAUGCGGUUGUUACACAGCAACAAGGAGGCGACGACCACAGAGCAGGGGUUCAUCCAGAUAGUCGAGGAGAGUCACAUCCUUCUCAGACUCUACGGACUACAGAUCAAUAAUAACACCUGGGCAGAUAUUAAGUUUACGGAACAAGGCGACGACGACAAUAGCGACGAUGACAAUGGUGACUUUAACAGGACUUGUGUACAUUUUACCAAAGAUAUUGUCAUUUGGACUAACAUGACCGCAAAUGUCAAGGGUACAUCGGCGGUACUGAGCAUAAAAAUUAAACCGCUUCGGAAGAACGAGCCAAAAAAGGAAUAUGGUUUGUGUGUCAGGCAAGAACAAGAUGGUAAGUGGUACCUGUUGGGAAAACCUGAUGGCUGGUUACAGGUGGUUGAGGAGAAACAUAGUUUACUUCCCUUGUGGCUUCAGAUUAUAAUCAUAUGCUGUCUCCUGGUUCUAUCUGGCAUGUUCAGUGGGCUGAAUCUUGGGCUUAUGGCUUUGGACCCAAUGGAGCUCCGAAUCGUUCAAAGUUGUGGUACCGAUAAAGAGAGGAAAUACGCUCGUAAGAUAGAGCCCAUACGGAGGAAAGGAAACUACUUGCUGUGUUCACUUCUCCUUGGAAACGUGUUAGUCAACACCACGCUUACCAUCCUGCUUGACGACCUCAUAGGAUCAGGUUUUGGUGCUGUGAUUGCCUCUACCAGCGGCAUCGUCGUGUUCGGCGAAAUCGUGCCUCAGGCUCUGUGCUCCCGCCACGGUCUGGCUGUUGGUGCCAACACCAUCACGGUCACCAAAUUAUUCAUGUUACUCACAUUCCCACUCUCGUUUCCCAUCAGCAAGAUACUGGACUGUGUACUUGGACAGGAGAUCGGCACAGUCUACAAUCGGGAGAAGCUGGUGGGGAUGCUGAAAGUGACAGAGCCAUACAACGACCUUGUCAAAGAGGAGCUAAACAUGAUUCAGGGUGCUUUGGAGCUUCGGACGAAGACCGUAGAGGACGUGAUGACGCCUGUCAAUGACUGCUUCAUGAUCAACAGUGACACUGUACUUGACUUCAACACCAUGUCAGAGAUUAUGGAGAGUGGCUACACGCGCAUCCCGGUGUUCGAGGGUGAACGUUCCAACAUCGUGGACAUUCUCUUCGUCAAGGAUUUGGCCUUUGUGGACCCAGACGACUGCACAACCCUCAAAACCAUCACCAAGUUCUACAACCAUCCGGUCCACUUCGUGUUCCAUGAUACCAAGUUGGAUUCCAUGUUAGAAGAGUUCAAAAAAGGUAAAUCUCACCUGGCCAUCGUCCAGAAGGUGAACAACGAGGGCGAGGGCGACCCCUUCUAUGAGGUGCUGGGGCUCGUCACUCUGGAAGAUGUCAUUGAGGAGAUUAUCAAGUCUGAGAUCCUCGACGAGUCGGACCAAUACACUGACAACCGCAACCGGAAGAAGGUGGCCCCCAACUCUUGCAAGAGGGACUUCUCAGCCUUCAAGCCCGAGGGCGAUUCCAAGGUGAAGAUCUCCCCACAACUUCUACUGGCAGCACAUCGCUUCCUGGCCACAGAGGCGAGCUUGUUCAGCCCAGACCAGAUCUCAGAGAAGGUUCUUCUGAGGAUCCUCAAGCACCCAGACGUGAUCCAGGAAAUCAAGUUUAACGACAGCGACAAGCGCUGUCCACAGCACUACGUCUACCAGAGGGGCAAGGCAGUGGACUUCUUCAUCCUCAUCCUGCAGGGUCGUGUCGAAGUGGAAGCAGGGAAUGAGAACAUGAAGUUUGAGACCGGGCCCUUUUCCUUCUAUGGAGUCAUGGCUUUGGCCUUCCGCUCGCCGACCCACUCGGCCUCCAUCACCUUGCCCGAGCGCUCGGACCUCCUGCCCUUCAGCGGCAGCAACACCCAGCUCAACAGCAUCGCCGGCCCGCAGUACAUCCCCGACUUCUGCGUCAGGGCCCUCACAGACCUGCAGUUCGUCAAGAUCACACGCUCCCAGUACCAGAACGGACUGAUGGCGUCCCGACUGGACAGCUCCCCCCAGUCUCCAGAGAGCACCAGGCUGGAGACAGACACCUCUCCCCAGACAGAGGCCCCGGAGGUGGGGGCAGACGAGACCACCUCCCUCCUCAACGACCAGAACCGGCUGCCCGCCAUCGAGACCAACCACAACGCCCACACAGACAGCAGCGUGUGACACGCCCACAUAACAACCCCCAUCCCCCCAGUCUCUCAAACAGCAGAGGAGCUGAUGGUCACACACACACACACACACACACACACACACACACACACACACACACACACACACACACACACA
Molecule: messenger RNA, 2519 nt
Organism: Clupea harengus (Atlantic herring)
Lineage: Eukaryota; Metazoa; Chordata; Actinopteri; Clupeiformes; Clupeidae
Gene: cnnm4b
Product: cyclin and CBS domain divalent metal cation transport mediator 4b
Biological process (GO): magnesium ion transport; magnesium ion homeostasis
Cellular component (GO): plasma membrane
Molecular function (GO): sodium ion transmembrane transporter activity; magnesium ion transmembrane transporter activity
Source: RefSeq, a predicted model, not a curated record